UUUGAUGUUUCCGAGCUUUGUAAAUGCCUACUCUUUGGUGAGCUUUUUUUAUUUAGAAAGACAAUUUCUAAAAAUGUCGUCCCCCCGCUAGUGUAUAGAACGCGUGUAUUGCGCUCGAAUCCGAACGUCACGGGUAUAUUUUCCGUAUCUCCGGUAUAUUCUUUUCACGCAGAAUGAAGUAAACAUAUAAUUAAUCUUCGAAGCAGGAAAAGAAGAAAGACAAAAUUGGAGGAGAGCACAAUUGAGAAGAACGAUUUGGCUGUUAUGAAAGAGUAAGCGGCGCAUGUUGCAACUGCAACUAUAAUUGUGAAAACUAAGCAGAAAGUCUGUUUGUCAAGAGUGUACUAGAAAAACAACACAUUAGCGGACGACUGUCAUCAUAAACAACGCGCACGCAGAGGUUAGAUUACGCUUCUGAGGUUAAAAAUGACCACAGCGCACGGGGGAGUACCUUCAACGAGAGAUACAUUCUAAUUUAACCUGUUUUGACUGCUUCACCACAAUUAUCGUAAUUGCCGCACUUUUCAUUUACGACAGCGACCGUGGCAAUGAGUGGAAAAGUAAAAAAACGAAGGAACAUGUACAAGUUCAAGCCACUUGUGAUUACUAAGCAUAAGGCAAAGGGUCUGGAGUGUCCGAAAGCACGCAGUGGUCAUCGAGUCGCGUGCGAUCAUCGACACCUAUACUCGUAUGGUGGUUUUAAUCCUUGCGUGUCUGACACCGAUCCAGAUAUGCGUGACGAUCAGACAUGGGUAGCCAGCAAGCCACUCUUCAAAGAGUUAUGGCGCUACAAUUUGGUGAGCGAGCAGUGGAAACGAUUACCUGGUCAGGACAGCAUGCCAAACGAACUGGCAUCGAACGCGAUGGUAUUAUGUGGCAAUAUGUUAAUGGUAUAUGGUGGUACUGGUGUACCAUUUGGCGAACGGUGCAGUAAUCAGUUAUAUGUCUGCAACGUCGAUGACGGUAUAAUGAAGGUUGUGCCAGCCACGGGUGAUUCACCUGAGCCUCAGUAUGGACAGGCUCUGGUGUGUCAUAAUCCUUACUUGUAUACCGUUGGUGGCACUACUGGAUAUGAAUAUACUUGUGACAUCCAUCGGUUUGAUAUGAGGACAGGCAUUUGGGAGGCAGUGUAUAUCUGCUCCGGCAAAAAUGAAUCGGAACCUCGUGGAAGAUAUAGGCACGAGCUUGCUUUCGAUGGCAAAAUGAUUUAUGUCUUAGGUGGCGGUACCUCCGCAGAAGCUUAUGGCUUUUUGGAAAUACCAGCCUUUGAUUUGGAGACCAAUAAUUGGAGGACCUUGAGCACGCAUGGUGAUAUUGAUGAUAAUACAGUGCCAGCACCACGACGUUGUCACGGUUCUGUUCAAUACACAGAUAAGAAAAGCGGCGCAACCUCGGUCGUCAUAUCGGGCGGCUAUAAUGGCGAUGCUGUAUUCAAUGAUGUUUGGCGGCUUGAUCUCGGCGCAUUGCAAUGGACGUGCUUAAAAAAAUGCAUCUUGCCACGUCCUGUAUAUUUUCAUUCGACGGCGCUGACUCCGAUUGGUCGCAUGUACAUAUUCGGCGGCAUAAUUAAAGAACACAAUAAGGUGCAGAGAACAAACGCGAUUCACUCUGUUUGGUUGACGAUCCCGAAACUUUCUGAGAUCUGCUGGCAAGCAUUGAACCAUUAUUGGCCAAAUCUGAUGGACAAAUCUCCGGAUGAGUUGCUCCUCAUUGGAAUACCCUUGCAAUUUGUGCAGAGGCUCGAUGAUUCUUACGCUUUGUGAAUAUUAUGAAAUUUUCUUAACUCUCUUUGCUGCAACCAAAUUGGGCUGUGAUGUCAUAAACGAGAGAAAUCAUAUAAGACGUAAUACGUUUUCAUAUGUCGAAAUAAAUUAGUUUUUUUUUCAUAAUGAAACAGAUCAUUAAAAUAUAUCAAGAAUUUUUUAUCCUGUUUUUAUUUUAUUUUAUUUAUUUGUUAUUUUGUUGCUGACACAAUAUACACAUGUUUUAGAUGACACAAUAUACAUGUCUGUAGAUAAAAUAGGUUUUACAAUUGAUUAAAAAUUAUUUGCUCUUUAUUAAAUCAAUGAAUUCACUGAUCUACGUUUGAAAGAUCUAAUUUAUUUCGACGCAAAUUGCAAAAAAAGAAAUAAAAACUUUUAAUGCAAAAAUAAAAAUUUUGAAUAUUUUCAUGAAAUAUAUAUUCACAAUACUUUACAUUUAUUUGAAGAUAAAUAUAAGUCGGUUAAUAUUUUUUUGCGAUUUUAUUUAUUAUAUAAUAAUACACAGAAAGGGAGAGAGAGAGAGAGAGAGAGAGACAAAUUUCAUAUUACCUUAUUUAGUGUAAAUCUGUAACACAAUUGUAGUGAAUUUCUUACAAAAGAGUUUUUUCUUUCUAAAUUGCAUCCAUUCGGCGCAUGAAGUUAAAUUAUAAAUUAUCAAGAACUGAGUAAUGCUAUUUGUUUGUUAAUAAUAGCAUACUAACUCAGCACUACUUUUUCAAUAUGUACAAAUAAUAAUUAUUAAUAUAACGAGUAAAGAGUUAUAUAUAUAAGAGUAUAGUUCAGCAUAUUAGAUCUAAUAUUGUACAAUAUAUCAUCACGCCUUUGCUCUAAUACUAUGAUUAAAUUAAUUUAUAUUUAUUUAUUUAAGGAGAUCUCUUACAAAUGUUGAGAUCGUCGUCUCAUUGCGUAAUGCGCGAGAUAUUUCCGAACGUGUAAAUGCGGCGAAUGACAUUUGGAUGCGCGAUUAUAAUAUUUGAAAAAAAUAUUUAAUAUUAUUCUGCGCGCAUUUGAUCUCAAAAGGGCUUUUAAGUCCGCGUUUCAUUUAUUCAGAUAUUUAUCCGCAGUGCCUAUUAAUGAUGUAAAAUUAUUCUCGCCAAGUUGCUCGUUUUGAUGAAUCAAAAACUUCAAAGACGUCUCCUCCAUUUCCUUCAUCUACGAUAUUUUAUAGAGAACAAAUCAAACGUAGUUGCACUACGAAAUCAACUUUGAGAAGCAAUCAGUCUUGACUUUACCGUCUUUUUAGAAUUAUAUUGUAAAAGCACACCAAAGUAAUUGUCGAUGUGAUAUUAUAAUUCUACACUUUUACCGCAUGAAGCAAGGAAAUUGUAACUUCAUAAACUGAUAGCUCCUGAGGAUCAAUAUAUCCCCUGAGCUAGUGAAUUCUCGUUUUUCUUAAAGCGUCAUACUUGCAGGACGUUUUGCAACUAUUAUGUUGCUUAUUUAGACAAAAGAUGUAAACGUUUUACACAUCAGUUGUAAAUUAUUCUUUUCACAGUAACACCGCUCAAAACAAUUAUGAAUCCUCUCGUAAAAUCCUCUCGUAAUGAUGAUCACGUUAACGAGUCUGACAUUUUUUAAUAUUGUUAAUUAUUUUUAUCGCUGAUGCACGGUUUAUUAUAUAGUUAUAUCUUCAAGGAAAUAAUUAUCUUUUUUUUUAACUUUUUCCUUGUAAUCCCAUAAUUGCAACUAGUUAGUUCUCAUCUUUAUUCGGUUAUAUAAUCGGUUUUAUAUUUCUACUAAAUUACUUGAACAAUAUCAUUAAACGAACGACUCUAAUUAUUUUGAGCAGUGUAUUACAUAUCGUUAUUAUCCAGUAGUUUUCUGGUGCUAUUUACGUAAGACAAUAUUAGCUGCACGUUAGUGGUCCGACUAAUAAAGAAGUUGUAAAUAUAACAAUGAAAAAGACGAAUAUAAAAACAUCAAACUUUCU
Molecule: messenger RNA, 3693 nt
Organism: Ooceraea biroi (clonal raider ant)
Lineage: Eukaryota; Metazoa; Arthropoda; Insecta; Hymenoptera; Formicidae
Gene: slim
Product: scruin like at the midline
Biological process (GO): positive regulation of stress-activated MAPK cascade
Molecular function (GO): protein binding
Source: RefSeq, a predicted model, not a curated record